Molecule: messenger RNA, 2332 nt
Organism: Carassius gibelio (silver crucian carp)
Lineage: Eukaryota; Metazoa; Chordata; Actinopteri; Cypriniformes; Cyprinidae
Product: kelch-like protein 10
Exons: 8
Coding region: 222-1757 (511 amino acids)
Molecular function (GO): protein binding
Source: RefSeq, a predicted model, not a curated record
UGAACAUCAGCUGAUGAGAGGGGACAGGUGCAAAACAAUAAGACUGAGAGACACAAAAAAAGGAGGACAUUCAUUCUCAUCAUCACCAUCAUCAUCAUCGUCCUCAUGGUGUCAGAUGUCUUCAGUUAAAAUCAACUCCAUCUUGCUGGGUUCUCUUCUCUGCUAAUUGGACCAGAAUACCGGAACAUUUCUAUGAUAUUCCAGGAUUGUCCCGAAACAUCAUGUCUCUUAUUAUUCAGUACGCGUACACAGCAUCUGUCCUGAUUACAGAGGAGAAUGUGCUGGAGCUCUUGGUGGCGGCUGAUCAGUUCUUAGUCUCAGGUCUUGUAGAUGCCUGCUGUCAGUUCCUGGAGUCACGCUUACGUCCGGAGAACUGCGUUGGCAUCCGCAUGUUCACAGAGGAUUUCCACUCCUGCUCAAAGCUCUGCCGUAAAGCAAAGCUCUACAUCCUGCAGCACUUUGAGGAGGUUCUGCAAGUAUCUGAGGAGUUCCUGGAGCUCUCACUGGAACAGCUCGAGGACAUCAUUGAGAAGGAUGAGCUGAAUGUCAAACAGGAGGAGCUGGUUUUUGAAGCCGUGCUCCACUGGAUUGAUUACGCACCUGAAAGCAGGAGGAAACACAUCACCAUGCUUCUGCCAAAGGUUCGAAUGGGAUUGAUGACAUCAGACUACUUCAUCAAUAAUGUAAAGAGCAAUGCACUGGUGAUGGAGAAUGAAGCCUGCAUGCCUCUCAUCAUCAAUGCAAUGAAGGCUUUGUUUGAAUUUGACAUGGAUUUACAUGGACCCAUCAGCUUAGAGCUCAUUCAUCAACUGACACGCCCACGUCUGCCCUCUGCGAUCCUAUUGGCCAUCGGAGGAUGGAGCAACGGCAAUCCCUCCAAUGUGAUCGAAGCAUAUGAUGCAAAAGCAGACCGCUGGGUCAGUGUGACUCUUGAGGAUGAGCGUCCCAGAGCCUAUCAUGGCACAGCUGUCCUGGAUGAGUUCGUCUACUGUGUUGGUGGUUAUGACAGUGUGGAGUAUUUCAACAGUGUGAGGAAGCUCAAUCUAAUCACUCAAACUUGGCAUGAGGUGGCUCCCAUGUAUGAACGGCGAUGCUAUGUUAGUGUUGCUGCUCUGGAUGGGUUCAUUUAUGCCAUCGGUGGCUUUGAUGGACAUGGACGGCUCAAAUCAGCAGAACGCUAUGAUCCUGACACCAACCAGUGGACACUGACCGCAUCCAUGAACGAACGGAGGAGUGAUGCCAGCGCCACAUCACUGCACGGCAGGGUUUAUAUCUGUGGAGGUUUUACUGGGACAGAGUGUCUCUUCUCAGCUGAAAGCUUUAACCCUAACACAAACCAGUGGACUCUCGUCGCUCCCAUGAGAAGCCGGCGCAGUGGUGUCGGUGUGAUCGCUUACGGGGAUCUAGUUUAUGCUGUUGGUGGUUUUGAUGGUGCCAACCGUUUGCGGACCGCAGAAACCUACAACCCACAGACUAACAUCUGGUGUGAUAUAGCAUCCAUGUACAAUCCACGCAGUAACUUUGGCAUUGAGGUAGUUGAUGAUCAGUUGUUUGCUGUUGGAGGGUUUAAUGGACUCAGCACAACGUCUGAUGUGGAGUGCUACGAUGAGAAGACAAAUGAAUGGUUUGAUGCAAAUGAAAUGGCCAUUUUCCGCAGUGCUCUCAGUUGUUGCAUAAUAUCAGGAUUGCCUAACAUGGCACAGUAUGCUGCCCAGCGAGAUGCAGUCCAGAUACGAGAUGAGUCUGGCAGUGAAUGACCUGCUUUCAGCACCAUUCGGACCUUUCACAGCACCUGUGAUGUCACACAUGAAUAAAUGCAAUCAAAAAAAAAUUUUGUAUUCUGAGUGUUAAUCUUCCUGUCAGAUAUGGUGUUGUUCAGAAGAUUGUAGGUUCAAAUCCUUCAAGUGUAAAAAUAAUUCUCAGUUGUUGUCCCAUUAGGACUGUUCCUGUAUUAUUGAACUAAAUUGCUUUGGAUAAAAGCUUCUAAAUUACAACAAAAUCUGAAUCUUAACAUAUUGAUAAAAACGACAGUAAGUGACUAAAAAUGCGGUGUCUAAUAUUGGGAAUAAUGUUUAGUAAAAUGUUUUGUUUUCAUGAACGGUUUAAUAAUCACUGUAAACGACACCAUGAAUACAUGUCAUUUUUAUAUAUAUCUGAUUACAUAUCUUGUAUGAUUGAUUUAGCUCCUAAAUAAUCAGUGAUGUUUUUAUUACUGUAUGACUUCUGAAAACAAUCAAGAGUACACCAGUUGUACUGAAUGUGUGUGUAACUUAGUAAUUUAUUUAUUCAUAAAAACAUACAUAUGAUACUUGUACGUUUAGCGCCAUCUAGU